This is a messenger RNA of Eruca vesicaria subsp. sativa (arugula), 2530 nucleotides long. Lineage: Eukaryota; Viridiplantae; Streptophyta; Magnoliopsida; Brassicales; Brassicaceae. The record is from the annotation of a GenBank genome assembly.
AUGGACUUAGCCGUCAGUGAAGACUUAACACCGUGUGUUGGCUGUGUCCAAGUAAACGGAUGCAUUUCUCUUCCUUACAAAACCACUCUACUUUCACCAACAAAUUGUCUUGAAAAUAUCUUAAACAUGAGCUCGUACAAUCCUUCUUCCCUUAUGAUUAUAUUAUCUCUUCUAUUUUUCUUGGUCUUUGAUCUCACUUUUGCCGGGUCUUGUCCUAAAACUUGUGGAGGAAUCGACAUCCCGUACCCAUUUGGAAUCGGGGAGGGCUGCUAUCUCAAUAAAUGGUACGAAAUUAAAUGCGAUCAUAAUAACUCUCUUUCAGUUUCAGGGAAGCUUGUCCCUGUUCUUUCCCUAAUUGCCAAGGAAGUUGUGGAUAUCUCUCUUCCGGAAUCACUCGGCUCGUAUGGUUAUUAUUCUCGCAUGCCAUACGGGAAAGUUCACAUAAAAAACCCAAUAGCUUCAACGGGGUGCUCCAGCAACAAACAAGAGUUUAGAUCACUUUUGAAUUUGACGGGGAGUCCAUUUUACGUCGGUGUCAGUAAUAAACUGAUAGGUAUUGGUUGCAACAGCACAGCCUCGUUGACGAAUGUCGAGCCAAGCAUCACUGGAUGCUUCUCCAAUUGCCUGGGUUUUACGACUCCAAAAUAUUAUCCUGGUUCAGUCUAUUGUAAUAUUACGAGUGACUAUGGGCAUUGUGGUGAAGAAAGCUGCAACGGUAAUGGAUGUUGCAAGGCAAGCAUGCCCGGUAGUAUUCAACAGGUUGUUGGUGUCAGAAUAGAUGACAACGCCACCACAACAGGAUGGUGUAAAGUUGCUUUCUUGGCAAAUGAGGAAUACACUUUAUCAGAAGGUUCUAAUCCAAAUUGGGUAUAUGAUAAACGAUAUUCAACAAUUGAGCUAGGAUGGUUCCUCCAUACAACCAAUAUUUCCUUCUUAGGCUCUCUAAAAUGUGCAACUAUGAAAGAGUACCUAAGUCUAAGUCGAAACCCAUAUGAAUCGACUUACGGAAUAAGUUGUGCAUGCGACCAUAACUCCUAUUUUCCUAACUAUGCAAGUUGCAGCUGCAAUAGUGGCUACAUGGGGAACCCAUACAUUCCGGGUGGAUGUGAAGAUAAAAAUGAAUGCACUGAAAAAGACAUGUACUGUGGGGAAGACGCCAGUUGUGUCAAUUUGCAAGGAUCCUAUAAAUGUUUGCAUAGAAAUUACCGGCUUGCUAUAGGGAUUUGUUCAAGUUUCGGCGCAUUGAUCUUUAUUGGGGGAAUAUAUGGGUUAUACAAGUUUAUUAAAAAACAAAGGAGGUUAAACCAAAAGAAGAAGUUCUUCAAGCGUAACGGAGGCUUGUUGUUGCAACAACAAUUAACUACAACCAAAGGCAACAAUGAAAAGACAAGAGUUUUCAGCUCAAGCGAGCUGGAAAAUGCCACUGAGAACUUUAGUUUGGCUAGAAUACUUGGCCAGGGUGGUCAAGGUACCGUCUACAAAGGAAUGCUUGUUGAUGGUAGAAUUGUAGCAGUGAAAAAGUCCAAAGUGGUGGAUGAAGACAAGUUGGAGGAGUUCAUCAAUGAGGUUGUCAUUCUCUCCCAGAUCAACCACAGAAACAUUGUCAAACUUUUAGGGUGCUGCCUUGAGACAGAAGUCCCUGUUCUCGUCUACGAGUUCAUUCCCAACGGUAACCUAUUUGAACAUCUUCAUGAUGAGUCAGAUGAUCACACAUUGACCACUUGGGAAGUGCGUCUCCGAAUUGCUAUAGAUAUUGCAGGAGCUCUUUCAUAUUUGCAUUCUGCCGCAUCAUCUCCAAUAUAUCAUAGGGACGUCAAGUCUACAAACAUAAUGUUAGAUGAGAAGUAUCGAGCUAAAGUGUCUGAUUUUGGCACUUCAAGAACGGUAACGGUGGAUCAUACACAUCUUACAACCGUCGUUUCAGGUACGGUUGGAUAUGUGGAUCCUGAGUAUUUCCAGUCUAGCCAGUUCACGGACAAAAGCGAUGUUUACAGCUUUGGAGUGGUGCUUGUGGAGCUCAUCACCGGAGAAAAGUCAUUUUCCUUCUUGAGGUCUCAAGAAAAUAGGACAUUGGCAACUUAUUUCCUUCUUACAAUGAAACAGAAUAGACUACUUGACAUAAUCGAUGCACGAAUCAGAGAUGGUUGCAAGCUGAAUCAGGUGACUGCAACCGCAAACCUUGCAAGGAAGUGUUUGAAUCUGAAAGGGAGGAAACGGCCAAGUAUGAGAGAAGUGUCCAUGGAAUUGGAGAAAAUUUGUAAAUCUUCGGUGGUAAGUCUUUUUUGUCAAUGUCAGAUAUUGAACCUUUGUUUCCUUACCAAACACGGUAAGAACUUCAACCUUACUUACCACCGCAAUUAUCUAAUGCCUUUGUUUUCACGUCCAAUUUCUGUGCGAGUGAAUGUAUUUUGUUUUAAGAAUACCCUUGAAUGUGUAAUAAACGGAUCUUGUCAGUAUCAACUCUACAGUUUCCUCUCCUCUGAAUGUACGUGUAACAAAAGAAUAAUUUCAUAAUCUAUUACAAAAAGAC